Molecule: messenger RNA, 1885 nt
Organism: Labrus mixtus (cuckoo wrasse)
Lineage: Eukaryota; Metazoa; Chordata; Actinopteri; Labriformes; Labridae
Exons: 6
Coding region: 165-1235 (356 amino acids)
Source: RefSeq, a predicted model, not a curated record
CAGGUAGACUUACCUGGGAGGGUCACAGAGGGAGAGAGAGAAAGAGCUUUUAAAAGCAGAGCUGCUGAGAGACACAUUCACAAACAACACUGAAUUCAAACGCGGAUAUUUGCUGGGAGUUCAACACUUCUCCUGUUGUUACAACCCCAUAUAGUCGCUCAACAAUGGAGACACAAACACAACAACAAAGCACGAACAACAAUGCCCAGUUGAUUUCUGUUCCUCACAAGGACACGGUCCGUCUGUUGGAGGUGUACGUGAAGCGCAGCCUCAGCCUGAACGACAGGACCCUCGGGGAUGUGAAGGGUGCGAGGAAAGAAAAGUGGGUGACACUGCCAAAAAAGCUAAGACGACAUUCUAGUGACCCUUCCUUUGAUUUGCUGGGAUUAAACAUUGUGGAGUCAGGUGGGUUUUCUGGAGUUGAUACUCCCUUAGAUCAGCCGGAGACAUCACACAAAGAACUAGAGAAACCCAACAAAAAGAUCAAAAAGCGGUCCUUCUGGAAAAAUGUAAUUAGUUUAAUUUCUUGGAAGAGUAUGGAAGAGGAAGAGGAGGACAGCCCGUCAGAGAUCCCUGAGGCCUCCAAAGAUGGAGAGACCUCUGAUGUCACGACACAGUGCCUGCCUACGACCCCAGUCACUGUCCAGAAAAGAAAAGCUAUGAAGAGAAAAUCUCUAAGAAGAAGGUUCUCCAAGAGAACGCUAACGAAACACAACAAAUCUGCGAAAGAUGUGAACCCUGCCGAAAUCACCCGAGUUCAAGAUGCCAUCAGUGUGAAACCGACGGACGCAUACUAUGAGAAGUUUUCAGAGGAACUGGAGAAAAUAGUCCACGAGGUGCAAGAGAAAGAGGAAGUUAAGCAGCUCUCUAAUGAGGAAUUAAUCAACAGGAUCAUUGCUCUCACAAAGCAGCAGGGUGACCGAAUCGACGAUAAGAUGAAGGAUAACCCAACACUCAGCAGCUUCUUCCAGGGGAUGUCGUAUUCCCUCUUCCAGCAGUUAGUUGACGCUUAUGUGAAGAAAGAGGCAACGCCUACCCACAAUCCUCCCACUGUGUUACCCACGGCACCUGAGCUGGUCAAGCUGGCCUUCACGCUGGACUUCACUGCCAGGAUAGCUAAACUCUCCAGACAGAACGUGUGUCACAUUACAGGCCUGGGGAGCCGCUAUCUGCAGGACCGAUUUGAAUACCAACAGGUUUGCACAGAUCAUCCAUGGUCUGACAGCGAUGACUGAACUGCAGCCCUGCAGAAAACUAAAAGCAAUAUUGAAAUAAGGAGAGACUCACUCUUCUUUAACAUUACUGAGUACCACAGAUGUGGUUAAGGAUGUGUUGCAAGCAUGGCUUCCCCAUUUCUAAGAGAGGAAAGUGGGCUACAUGACAUACGUUUUAACAAAACUGUGUACAAAAAAAAAUGUGAUUUUCACUUCUCCACGAGAGAGCUCUUGAGUGACUCUGCAGCCACACGAUGUUUGCUGAAGAUCCAGUUGGCUUUGUGCUCGUUUAAGAGUUGACUGCAUUCACAUGGACGAUCAGCUUUAAAUGAAGGCACAAGCUUAAAAACAUGAGGCAAUAUUUCAGAAUCAAAGGUAGCUGAUUCUGCAAGGGACACUAUAAAUAAGAGGCUGGUUUUUUUUUACAAACACACUUGAUUUCCAACAUUUCUGUGCAUUGAUUUGUAAAGAAACAACAACAAAGGUGCAAAGCAACAGACUCUGAUCUAUAUAAUAACUUCUGUGCAAUAGUUUUGUAUGUUUAUAAGAAUUAAAGAAAGCUUAUUUAAUGUAAACUUAACUUACUGUGACAUGAUUACUAUGUUUGUUAAUUUGAAUGCUGGCAUUCAUAAAAUAAACUGUAAUAAAAUAUAUUUAAUUUAAAGCUGAAA